AUGGGCUUAGGCGCCAGCGUGAGAGGUGUGGGUGCAAUUGCUGGAGCGACUGCGGUUGGCUUGCCGUCGACCACUGCAAGAGCGGGAGUGUUUGGCACAGAUCCAGAGACCGAAGCUCCGGCAGGAGUUGCCGGCUUUGCUGCUGUUGCCGGUGGAAGUGCCGAAGCGGCAGCUGGUGUUGCUGCACCACCAGCAGGAGCUGGCUUGCCUACCAAAGUCGAGGCUGGCGCGGAUGCCGCUGCUACCACGGCUGGCGCAGAUGCUGUCGACGCUGCAGCAGAUGUGGCGGGAUUUGAUGCCGGAUUUGGGGACGCGGGCGAUGCUGCAGGCUUCGGCGUGACCGCAGGACGAGCUGCCAAGCCGCUCUGA
Molecule: messenger RNA, 369 nt
Organism: Sporisorium graminicola
Lineage: Eukaryota; Fungi; Basidiomycota; Ustilaginomycetes; Ustilaginales; Ustilaginaceae
Exons: 1
Coding region: 1-369 (122 amino acids)
Source: RefSeq, a predicted model, not a curated record